AAGAUUCAAAGGACCACAUGGUAAUUAUUUGGUGGACUCUUUAAUAAACACGAAUUUAAUUUAAAAAAAAAAAAUCUGAAUCGUCGUCGGUCUCUCUCUCUCGUCAAAACAAAAACCCUAACGUUCACAGAUCUCUCGAAGAUGAAAGGUGGUGAAACCAAAGCUCAAUCGAAGAGCACCGAUGAAAGAUUGAAAACGAGAGGAAAGAAAGCUGGAAAGAAAGCAGCCAAGGAUCCUAACAAGCCUAAGAGGCCUCCAAGUGCCUUCUUCGUCUUCCUGGAGGGGUUCCGUAAGGAGUUCAAUCUAGCUAACCCUGACAACAAAUCUGUCGGAGCUGUUGGUAAAGCUGCUGGAGCUAAAUGGAAAUCAAUGACUGAUGAAGACAAAGCUCCUUAUGUGGCCAAAGCAGAGACCAAGAAGACUGAAUAUACCAAGACUAUGCAAAAGUACAACAUGAAACUGGCUAAUGGAACUAGCACAGCUGGAGAUGAUGACUCUGACAAGUCCAAGUCCGAAGUCAACGAUGAGGCAGAAGGUGCAAGUGAAGAGGAGGAAGAUGAUGAUUAGGAGAUGGAUCAACCAGCGAUUUGUCUUUAUGGAGUAUCUUCUGUUGUACUGUUAUUAGCUGCUAGUUUUUAGUGACUAUUGCUAUGCUUUCCCCUCCUUUAUGUUAACUGGGAUGUAUUCGUAAUCUUCUUCAACUUCUCAUGACAACUUUGAAUUUAGCUUUGAUCUUUGUCUCUACUCUUUUAAACGAUGGUAUUAUUUAUUUGCAUGCAUCUAAUUCCGGCUU
Molecule: messenger RNA, 793 nt
Organism: Brassica rapa (field mustard)
Lineage: Eukaryota; Viridiplantae; Streptophyta; Magnoliopsida; Brassicales; Brassicaceae
Product: high mobility group B protein 4
Source: RefSeq, a predicted model, not a curated record